This is a messenger RNA of Toxoplasma gondii ME49, 591 nucleotides long. RefSeq lists its product as hypothetical. The coding region runs from base 1 to 591 and encodes 196 amino acids. The transcript has a single exon. The record is from RefSeq and is a predicted model, not a curated record. Lineage: Eukaryota; Apicomplexa; Conoidasida; Eucoccidiorida; Sarcocystidae.
AUGAGGCAGUUCAGCUUUUGCGCUCUCAGGCCGCUGAGCCUGAACCUGUCGUCUUGGUUUUCCCCCAGACAGCAGCGCGUCCCGAUCACCUCGCUCCCUUCUUUUUCCUUCGUGAGAUCUUUUACGCAGUCUUCGACAAAGAAGUUUUCUGCGUCUUCUCUCAACGCAGGCUCCCACCGUUCGAGGCUCUCCGUCGCCCGUCCACCUAACUCCUUGCUCUCCAAGUCCACCGCUUCUUCUCCGUCGUCUGCUUCUCCCUCGCGCGCCAGUUCGUCUCCGCGGGAGCGUUCCGUUCCUUUUUUUUCUUUGUCGGCUGCGCGCCGUUCCUUUUGGUUUGCAGGCUUCAGUACGCCUCAGGCCGGACAGAAGAAGUCGCGAGCCAUCGGUGUCGCUUUCCUCACCGUCGUCUUCACCAUGCCUUCGCUCUGCGUCUACUUCGGCUGCACUCCUGCUCUGCUCAACUGGUGGAUGCAGACGUACAGACUCAUCGAGUACCCUCCGCAGGCAGAUCCCCGCAUCAUUCCUGCCAUCUUGGGCGACAGAGAACCUCCCGCAAGAAGCGAAGACUCCGAGAGAAACACGAACCGAUAA